AUGAGCCCGAUUCCUCUUGAGAUGUCUUCACCAAGUCACCGAGCAAAUCACAUAGCCGGUGUUCUAUGCGACGAACGUGUUGACGCAUACAUGCCUGAGUCUUCGAACGCAUGGUACUGUGGAACCUGCUCGACCGUUUCGGCGACUCCAGAGGGUGCUUUAUCUACCGCAGAGGAACCGAUUUCCAAUCCGACGCAGCGCCGUCAGGAGGCCAGCUCAGAGGGGUAUGACGAUGCCGGAUGCAACCUCGCCGAAACGCAUCACCGACUCCUCGCUAUCCUUCCUUUGUGGUCAUGGUUUCAAUCGAAUCCUCAUGCUUCCCAAGUUAGGUGGUGCCCCGAGAGCUCCACGUUCCCUGUCUUCGCUUUUGUGAAGUUUUACGCGGCAUCCCAGUCCAUCAUCGAGCUGGUAUCCUCGGGCGGUAAUGGGUCUUCUGAGGGGUCGCUCACAAGGCUCAGGUGGAUCGAUGGAGAAAAACUUUGGAUUGAGCGGAAGAUCUUCUUGCCAAGAUUCAUUCCUUUCGGCGGCCUAAAUUUGCCUCUCGCGUCCUCUCUUCCGCCGUUCCUUGACGUCGUGCAACUGCGGUCCCGGUUUCGUGGUAACGCCCACUCGGACCUUGACGGCCGUUCCGUACUUGGCAGGACGGUACCGACGGCACCCCCUAUUUCUACCUACGGCACAGAGAUCGACGUGCCUGAUGCAAUCGGUGUCAUGACAAAGUUGGAAGACGGAUCAUUCGGGGGUGGUAGUUCGCACCUGAAUCAGGGCACUACACUCCAGCGGUUGGCAACGACUGGCGACCUCAUGCCGGACUCGGACCAUGCAAAGCAGACGAAGACGAAGCAUGGCUGA
Stereum hirsutum FP-91666 SS1 is the source of this 852-nucleotide messenger RNA. RefSeq lists its product as uncharacterized. Lineage: Eukaryota; Fungi; Basidiomycota; Agaricomycetes; Russulales; Stereaceae. Bases 1 to 852 code for a protein of 283 amino acids. The transcript has 8 exons. The record is from RefSeq and is a predicted model, not a curated record.